Messenger RNA from Closterium sp. Naga37s-1, 762 nucleotides. The record is from the annotation of a GenBank genome assembly. Lineage: Eukaryota; Viridiplantae; Streptophyta; Zygnematophyceae; Desmidiales; Closteriaceae.
AUGCUCCAAGACUCAGAGAAGGCAUACAUGGAAGCCACGGCGGUGUUGGCGGAGGCGUUCGGCGGGGCGACGCAGCCGCGGGACGUGGACGUGAAGCGCAUGUGGGACUUCAUCUUCGUCCCCACGUACUCGUGCCCUCGCGAGCGACGCAUCGGCCGCGCUGGCGACGGCGGGAAGUGGACUUGCAUUAUGAGGGCGUUCUUUGCCAAGCCGAAGAUCACCGUCUUCAGCAUUGGCAGCCAUGGGGAUCCCAGCUUCGAGAAAGCCGUGCAAAAAGUCAUCCAUGCCAAGCCCUACACCUUCGACCCGUUCCUGAACGCGUCGGUUCUCGCCGAGAUGCAAUCCCAGCCGUUCAUGCGCUUCCGCAACGCGGGCCUCGUGGGUUCGCGGACUAAGGCGAAUGCGACGAGGCAGUUCCCGGGAGUGACUUUUGUGACCCUAGAGGAGGGCAUGCAGCAGGCGGGGAGGGAUUACAUCGAUGUGUUCAAGAUUGACUGCGAGGGGUGCGAGUACCCAGUAUUGGAUGAUCUUAUGGAACGGUACACUGCCAGACGGAACCCCCCCAUUGGUCAGCUGCUCAUCGAGUUCCACGGGGCAAGCACUCAACCCGUUAUGGAGAAGUAUUUCUACGGAAUUCAGAACAUGGGUUUCCGCCUCUUUCACGUUGAAAGAAACGCGUACUAUCCAGGGUUUUGUGCAGAGUUCUCCUUCAUCCACGAGAGCUUGCUGCCAGUAGAAAAGGAUGAUGGAAUCACUUAUUAG